AUGUUCAAUCCCUCUGUCGCAGAUGGCGGCCCGGCCACGGCUACCAGAUCUCGUCGUCGUCAGCGACCCAAGAGCACCGACAGUUCCGUCCAGCAACCCAAGGCUAAGCGCCAGCGCCUGCCUCUUACCGAGCAAACUUUUGUCAAUCCCGACGCCCAGCCCGAAAUGGUCGAGGUCGCCAAGGCCGACACCAUCGCAACUUUGGAGCCCUCCAAAGACGUCGUCUCUUCCGACCACCCUCAUCACCCUGUCCGCAAAGAAUCGAAUGUUCGAGCGAAAAAGUCGAAACAUGGUGACCGUGCCGCUAACAAGGGCGACGGAAGCCUCGUGCUUACAAGUACAAGCGCCUUCACAGUGUCGAAACUCCCUGCGUUGCCCGAUAGAAUUCGCACCGAUUGGUCAGGGGCUCAAAAAUCCGACAUCUUUGCUGCGUCAGGAUAUGCACUACAUCUGACGGCGACCCAUGCCGUUAUUUGGGCUUACAACUCAACGUCUCAAUCUCCCGAAACAUUCACCUUCACUCUUCCGUCAGCAUCGAACCCGACCGACCCCCUUCCAGUGGCAUGUUUGGUUUCCCCGCCUGCAUCUUCAACAGAGCCCGGCCUUGUGGUUGUCAUGCCUGGAAGCGGCAAGGUGGUUUUCUGGGAGUCCAUAUCCAGUGCCGCCACUUUUGCCUUUAUAAAGAAAGAUCGAUCUGGAGUCGAACAUUUCAUCUCAGGGAUGUCCUCGGGCGAAAAAGUCAUAGCCAUCACCAAUGCCGAAUCAGCAGGCUUCAUUCUGACCUUGAACACGGGGAGAUUGGCCUACAUGAGCGUUCGAGAUGGUCACGGCCGACCCGCGAUUUCCGUGCAGUUUCUGCGAACCAAGCUUUCGCCCACAUCCUCCAGCGGUGGUCUACUUGGAAGCAUUCGACACGCCUUCUCCCACCUCUCCCUCCGUGGCGACGUCGCUGCUGUCAGGGCCGACAGAUCCUCGCGCGUCGGGGAAAGAAAUAUCGUCGCGCUCACCAGUAAAGGCAAGCUGCAAGCGUGGAGGAUCCACCGUGGUGGCCACAACGAACUCAUUGGAGAAGCCGACAUGCGCGACCGCCUGGUCUCGGCCCUCCAGGAGAACGACCCUUUUAGCGAGGACAUGCCAGCAGAUUCAUUUGAAGCCCUAGACUUGACCUAUGUUCCUAAAGGCUUGGAGCCCAAAUAUCUCCAGCUCAGCAGGCUCAGCGACGCCAUAGCGACCGACGACGCCUUGCUCCAACAUCUCUUACUUCUCGUCUGCCUCACUCGCCGAAGCGUGUCGAGGUACGCCCUUGCCGAGGUUAUCCUUACGCCAAGGGAAUGUCAGGUCGGCAUGAUUCGGCCCAUCACCUCUUAUUCCACCCCCCCGGCGGCUUCCGAUUCGUCCACGACCGUCAGGCCUCGCCUCCAUCUCCCUCGACCUGCGCUGGUAGCCUUUGUCGUGUUUGAUCGCGCCGCCGUGGUCGCUUCCGUCGCCAUCCCGCCCGAAUCCCCAGACUCGCAGCUGCAAGCGGACAACCAUAUCCUCGCACCGUCGUUCGAGGACGUCGUAGACUUCCGCCAAGACAAUGUGCAUGAGGUUGUUGGCUCGGGCUAUGAAGAGGUGGCCUCCACCGGCCACGAGGAGAACCGAUCAUUGCGCCCCAAAAACAAGAAUCCAGCGGUCGUGCUGAUGGUGCGCGGCGCGGGCGUCAUGCGCAUCGUCACAACAGACGUGGACAAGUUUGCGAGCGAGGACCCGCCCCAGGUUUCGGCCAAGAGCAAGCUGGAACAAGCCGUGUUCUUUGGAGCCAAAAAGGACAACCCCCUUCUUUUCGGCAAACGGCAAGACAUUGAGUUCAGCAACGACCAGAUCGGCGAGGCAGCUCUGCGAGUAAGCCAGGAGAUUCUGAGCUCCACCACAGCCUUCCUCUCGACGCUGCCUGCGUCGCUGGAGGAUAACCUUUGCGCUCGGUCCAACGCUCUGGAGAGACUUAUCCUCCACCUCGACAUGAUUGGCGCCGACCUCGACCGCAAGACCAGGUGGAACCUCCUUUUCAACGCGGAGAAGAUGCAUGUUGCAGGCCUGCUUUGGAAACGGCACGAGGCCUUUACCGCCGCACGGCCCGUCGACGACAAGAAGAGCCUCAUUGGUCUCAUAGUCGAGUUUAUUCACCAAGACCAAAAGACGAACCCUGUUGCGAGCAGCGGGGAGGUGGACCGGGUGCGCCAUUGGUUCGUCAACGAUGUGUUCCGACUCGAGAUCUUUGUUGCGUGGGCGUACGAAGUCAUCAAGGUUCUGUACAAGGACAAUCUCCUGGACGAUGUCAAAGUCACCGCCAUGAUGAGCGAGGCUAUGGAGGUCAACAUCGCAGCGCAAGUGGGAGCGCACGAGUUCCGCAGACGCAACCUCUCCCUCUAUGGCCUUGGCGACGAACAACUGCGGAUGGGCAUCCUCCGAGAUGGCCACUACAAGGGCAUGGCAGAACCGUGGACGGGCUGCGCUUACGUGGCCAACAACAUCAAGCGACUCUCGGAUCUCUGCGACCAGUGGUAUAAGAAGCACGAGCAGAUACGAGAUGGAUGCAAGGAGCCAAACCUGCCCGAUCCCGCCAUUAUUCGAAAAAUCUUCGACGAACUGCCCGUCCUGACGGAUUCCAUGCUCACCUCUGUCUUGGAGCACGCCAGGUGGGGGAUGGCGAACUCGGACAGCAACGGAUCGCUCGCCGACGAGUAUGCCAAAACGUACGAUGCCGACCGCCACGACAAGCCCAUCGCUCUGGCGCGGGCGGGGAAGUGGGAGCAGGCAUCCGCGAUUGCGGAAAAGCACGGCUGCCUCAGCGCCCUGGCGGUCAUUCUGCUCGAGCACAUUGAGAUCCUGGAGACGGGCCUGGGCGAACCCGGCUUGUCCGCGGCGCAAGUCAAGAGCCUCAAAAACCUGAGGCAGGCCAAGAAGACGCAGCUGGAAGACAGCUUCAGCAGAUACGGAGAGCCGUUCGCCUUUCCCCUGUACGAGGGCCUCCUGGAGAAGCACGGCGUGGAGGCGGUUCUCGAGUUUGACCUGGACACGCUCGGGUUCAAGACCAGCUUCCUGCGCAGCCGGCCGGAGCUCGCCCGCAUCUCGUGGAUCCACGACGUCGAGCAGGAGCGGGACGUCGACCACGCGGCCAACACCCUGGUGGAGCUGGCCCUCAAGCGGGAGGACCAAGUGUGGAAGAAGAAGAUUGAGCUGAGUCUCGGCAAGCUCGCUCUGCUAGCCGAGGCCGAAGCCGAAGCCGAAGCCGGGAGCAAAGACGACGCGCGCUCGCUCAAGGUCAAGUCGGACGACGCGCGCCGCGAAGAGCGCCUCCGCCUGGUCGACAACGAGCUCAUCAUGGUCCGGAUCCAGGACCAGCUGCACGGGCAGGUUGCGCCGAGCACGCACGCCGCCGUGGACCGCGCCGCGGCCCUCCACUUUGCCGUUGAGGCGCACAGCAGCAACAUUCCGCGGCGGCAGAGGGCGCUCCUGCGCCUGUUUGCGGAGGGCAUGGAGCAGCUGCUCGAUCACCAGGCGCUCAGCCCCAUGGACCUGAUUGACAUGCUGACGCUGGUGUCGCUCAAGCCAGAGGCCAGGGACGAGAUUGCCAACCCGUUCUGGAUGGCGCUCAAGGUGGCCAACAACGGCUGCCGCCCGGACGAGGUGAAGCUGGCCAAGAGGUUGGUUUGGAGGAGGCUGUACGUCCGCGACGACUGGGCCAAGAUGAACGACACGCAGCUCAAGGACGACCGCGAGGUGGUGGAGCAACUGGCCGAGACGGAGCUAUUUGCCAUGUUGACGGACUGCAUCCGGUAUCAGGAUCCUCGAGACCCCUUCCGCCCCAUGCAGCCUCACGAAGCGCUGGGCGUCUUCACGGAGCACCUGGACAGGCGCUUCCAGGGAUUCGCCGAGAGCGAGCGGUCCAAACUCCUCGACGCCAUGAACUGGGAGGACAAGCUGCUGAGCCAGCACAUGGACAAGAAUCGUCUCGCGGACUGGGUCCGCGCAACCUUUGACGCCGCCCAGAUCGAGGUGGAAAACACGGCAGACGAGGCGACGAGAGCCGGGGCGGCGGCCGACCAGAGAGCCUCGUCGCUCUUUGGCGGCGGCGGCGGCGUGACACAAGCCCUGCCUGCACAUGCACAGUCUUAG
Messenger RNA from Ustilaginoidea virens, 4158 nucleotides. RefSeq lists its product as uncharacterized. Gene Ontology annotation, cellular component: nuclear pore outer ring. Bases 1 to 4158 code for a protein of 1385 amino acids. NCBI's taxonomy places the organism in Eukaryota, Fungi, Ascomycota, Sordariomycetes, Hypocreales, Clavicipitaceae. The transcript is spliced from 4 exons. Gene Ontology annotation, molecular function: structural constituent of nuclear pore; protein binding. Gene Ontology annotation, biological process: transcription-dependent tethering of RNA polymerase II gene DNA at nuclear periphery; poly(A)+ mRNA export from nucleus; protein import into nucleus. The record is from RefSeq and is a predicted model, not a curated record.